AUGGUGGAUAAAAAUAUGAUCACGUUGCUUGAGUUGUUCCAGAACGAUCCGCACAGAACAGAAAAAUUCAUUCUGAAGGUUGAAGUGGGUGACGAGGCCCUGCACUUUGAUUACACAAAGACACACAUAGACACGAUGCUUUUGUACGAGCUCAAACGUAACUUCAAGAAUUACAAGGGAAUAAAGGGAAUGUUCAACAAGGAGGAGAUUAACUUUACAGAGCACAGAAAGGUACUGCACAUCGCGUUGAGGAAUAAGAAGGUACUUGAGGCGGUGGAAAGGAAUAGUGACGGCAGAAAUCUGUGUGAAGAGGAGCAGCUCGUGUUCCGUGAGCUCAAAAAAAUGCGCGAGUUCGAGAAAAAGUUCCAGAAAGGAGAAAUAACGGGUGUUACGGGUAAAAGAUUGCGCAAUGUGGUGAACAUCGGAAUAGGGGGCAGCGACCUUGGUCCGCGGAUGGUUACAGAUGCACUGGAUUUCUACAAAAAAGACGGCGUAAAGGUGUUUUACAUCUCAAACAUCGAUUCUACAGGGACAGAACGCGUGUUCAAGGAAAUAGAUCCGGAGGAAACGCUGUUUAUCGUGGUUAGUAAGACGUUUACAACGUUGGAGACACUUGCAAAUGCAACAUUGGCCUUGAAACUGAUGGAGGAACGCCUGAAUGUGGAUAAGCGAGAGAUUGCCAACAAGCAUUUUGUUGCGGUGAGUGCUAACAAAGACGAGGUCGAAAAAUUCGGAAUAAAGAACAGCUUUGACAUGUGGGACUUUGUGGGCGGGCGCUUUUCGCUGUGGUCAGCUGUUGGACUAUCCAUCGUGCUUUACAUAGGUUUCACGAAUUUCUUGAGCUUGUUGAAGGGAGCAUCGGUCAUGGAUGAGCAUUUCGAAAACACAAUGACUGAAAAGAACGUGCCCAUAAUGCAGGCAUUGAUAGAAAUUUACUACACCAAUUUUAGGAAAUACGACAGCAAAUGCAUCGUUGCGUAUGACGAAUAUCUCAAGGAUUUAUAUUCGUAUUUGCAGCAGGCCGAGAUGGAGAGCAACGGAAAAAUGGCCACCUUCUCAGGAUCGGUAUCGUGGAACACGGGUAUGAUCAUAUGGGGUAGUGUGGGCACCAGUGCACAACAUUCCUUCUUCCAGCUACUGCACCAGGGAACACGACGAGUACUGGUCGAGAUUCUUCUGCCGCUGCAGCCGCUGAACGACCAAAAGGUGAUGGACCACUCGCAUUUUGAAAUGCUAUUUGCAAAUGGUGUCGCUCAGUCACAGGCUUUGAUGGUCGGUACCGAAACAUCCAACAACCACAAAUACUUUGGUGGCAAUAGACCGUCAAUAACGAUAUGCUACACGAAGCUAACACCAGCUGUUCUUGGUGCGCUCAUCGCAUUCUAUGAGCACAAAAUAUUUGUGCAAGGCUUAUAUUGGUGCAUCAAUUCGUUUGAUCAGUUUGGCGUAGAACUGGGAAAGAAGCUGGCAAAGGAAGUUCUUAGUCACAUCGACAACGAGCCGAAUGAUGUAGAUGCUAGUACUAAGAACCUCAUAAAUAUGUACAAAUCCUAUACUAAAUAAAGUAAGAUGUCCUG
Molecule: messenger RNA, 1577 nt
Organism: Vavraia culicis subsp. floridensis
Lineage: Eukaryota; Fungi; Microsporidia; Pleistophoridae
Exons: 1
Coding region: 1-1563 (520 amino acids)
Biological process (GO): glucose 6-phosphate metabolic process; glycolytic process; gluconeogenesis
Cellular component (GO): cytosol
Molecular function (GO): carbohydrate derivative binding; monosaccharide binding; glucose-6-phosphate isomerase activity
Source: RefSeq, a predicted model, not a curated record